ACCCUCGCUCAUCUCAUAUCAGCCGGUUUGAGGUUUGGCAAUGCGGCCGUCGCUGGUGGUGCCGUGGUAGCUGGGCUGUCUGGCUGUCUGCUGUGUCGUGUCGUGUCGUGUCGUGCCGCGCCCGCAGUCUGGUCUGGCGCAGGAACCUCUCCGCCGGCUCGUAGGGCAGAUUGAUUCAUACAUGCCUUCAGACAUGCAUACAUACAUUGGACCUAGCGACUCGAAUCUAUUGAUUUAUAUUGCCAUUCGGCCCAUCUCGCUGGCUCUGCGGUCCAUGUAGCGGGUGCGCAGAUGAUUGCUAAUUUUUUUUGCUCUUCUUUUCUUGUUGUUGUUGUUGUUGUUGUUGUUGUUGUUGUCCACAAAACAUCAAACACGCGACUCAACUUUGAGAGGGAGAUUGAGUUGAAAAAAAAGCAAGGACCACUGUCUCGCACGCGUGUAAAACACACAGCCAGCCAGGAUGCGAGUGCCAAGUGUGCCAGAGUGUAGCGUCGACCAUCUGGCCUGCAAUCCCCCGUCUGUCUGUCUGUGUGUCUGUCUGUCUGUGUGUCUGUCUGUCUGUUUGGACUGUGUACAUGUACGCUGGUUGGUAUACCAAACAAGUACAUACAGUGCUGACUACAUGUAUGUAUGCACCUCAGUCUGAUAUUUCCCUCGGACUCCGAACCCACACACACAACAGCGUGGUUCCCCAUUUUGCCGAUUAGCUUCUUCUCGAAGGCCCACCGAAGCCUUCCCAACCGGGCCAGGCCAGGCCAGGGUCCCCGACUGCACAGUUGCCCACUGCUCUACUCUACUCUACUCUUCUCUGCUGACUCUGCUGUGCUGUCGUGCCCUGAGGCUUUUCGGUGUGUGUCGUGCUUUCUGCCCCGCCCCGUUGACUGACAUGUCUCAUCAUCGCCUUCAUUAUUAUAAUUAUUGCUAUCAUCAUCCACAGCGCAACCGCUUGUCAGUGAGCUUUGCCAGUCUCCAUGUAUCAUCAUCCCAAUAGCCUUUCCAACAAACCUAAUCGACUACCCCGCCAUCACUCUCACUCACUCACUCACUCACUCACACACCCAGUUGGCAGAGCCAGGCCAGCCAGCAAACUAACGCACGUAAUCCCCCCCAUUCCAUGCCAUCAAUGCCAUCCAUCCAUCCAUCCAUUCUCCGUCGUGGGUUACUCUCCGCGUCCUGCCCAACCCAGCGGGUGGUGUGGUUCGGUGCCCGUCUCCAGCCCCCCAUAGGCCACACCAGCCCAGCGGCCAACCGGGUCGACCGCAGAGCCCUGGAGACAGACAGACGGCCCCAGCCGAUGGCCAGGUCCAGCGCCAGCCCUAGCCGUCCGUUGGGUCCAUCGCCAGUCUCGUCUUUCCAUCGUCUCUCUACAUCAUACACAUACACUCAUGUACCUUCGCCUACCGAUGUACCUGCAGCCCCCGUCGCAUGAUACACACGCUCCCUUGGACCAAUGUCUGCUUGCUUGCUGCUCCCUCUUGUGGUGCAUUGCUUUGCUUUUGCAUCUACGGAAUUCAUGCCUCUUUCGGCCUCCAGCACAGGUAUAUUGAAUGCGCAAUGCCGUGCCUGGGGGGGUUCGGCCGCCUGCCCGUGACGCCAAAGCUUACUUGCUUGCUUGCUUGCGCAAUGCCAUCCCAAACCCAAUUUGAUAAAUCAAAGACACCCAUGUCAACAAUCUUGCAUCUCCUCCAUCCACACCACAAUCCAAGCCCGAGUCUAGCGCUCACUGCUUCAUCACCUACCGCUCUUGCUUUCUGCUUGGCCCACCCUCCAUCUCGCCCCGUUCUAUCCGCAACCGCCCGUGACAAUCGCGAUCGAGGAUGGCAUGGACAUGCAUGCAUGCAUGCAUACAAGCAUCAUCUCAGGCAACCACUCCGACCUAUUGCCCCGGACGCUGCAUUUGGAAUAUCUCGGGGGGAUCAACUCACCACUGACGUAAAUGGUGCCUAGUCGGUUACUUUCUUUCCUCCCCGUUGGAACAUGUCCAACAAGUACAGUCACCCGUUGUACAUGUAAGAACUAAGCGUCUGCACAGAACGGUGUGUUGCUGGUCGUCAUUUGCUUACCUUGCUCCUCCUUUCUCCCCUCUACUCUCUACUCUUCUGCUUACAUUCUCACCCCAUGACGUACCCAAUGAGCCCCCCCGGCCAUUUAUUUCUCCAUUCUGAGAAACGGUGACAACGGCAAAGCCAUGGCGCGGGGCCAAGGGGAGAGCACGAUUCACACCUCUCUAAUCCCCAAACCUAAACCAUACCACCGGAGUCUCCCCCACCAUCCACCAUGUCUUGCCUACUGGAGAAAUCAAGCUAGUUGGCUGGUCUUACGAUAGUCCUCCCUCGCUUUCUCUAACAGACCAUCCAACCUCUCUUCUCGCCUAUGCAAGCAAGCAUCGUCUUGCCAUUCAUCCAAUCUAUCGUUUCAGAAACAAACGGUUGAAAUGAUGAACAAACGGGCAGGAAAGCGCUAUUGUUUUGCGGAAGUGCCGCCGGUUGUGGGGGUUGAUUGAUUUGAAAGACCGCGGAAUGCCUGCUUUCUGUCCUUUCCUAAACACACACACACACACUUUCUCUCUUUCUCUCUCAUUCCAUCAUGGGAGACGUUGGGAAACCAAGCAUGUCUCGGUGGAUGUGAUGGCACAUGAUCUGUCUUGCGAGUGCCGCUUACAGUACCCGUUCCCAAGUGCUCAAGAAGUCAAAAGACAGGCAGAUGUACAAAGCAGUAAUGUAGGCGCACGCAGGAUCCUCAUUUUCUAUUCAAGUGUCUGUAUGCAUAUCCAAAUGCACAGGCUGCCAUAUGUUGCUCCCGUGAACGUCCAUCAGAGUUCCAUCGAUACGCUGGUUUCCAAUCUGCCUUCUUUCAGGCCGUUUGCCAGCGCUCCUAGAGUCCCGAAACAACCUUCACAUGUGAUAGUGUUGAUCAUGUGCCACCCAUCCCCCGCUGCACAAUUCGCCGACCUGCGA
Messenger RNA from Periconia digitata, 2957 nucleotides. NCBI's taxonomy places the organism in Eukaryota, Fungi, Ascomycota, Dothideomycetes, Pleosporales, Periconiaceae. The record is from the annotation of a GenBank genome assembly.